This is a messenger RNA of Lethenteron reissneri (Far Eastern brook lamprey), 6269 nucleotides long. It is a transcript of the gene FGFR2, whose product is annotated as fibroblast growth factor receptor 2. NCBI's taxonomy places the organism in Eukaryota, Metazoa, Chordata, Hyperoartia, Petromyzontiformes, Petromyzontidae. Gene Ontology annotation, molecular function: fibroblast growth factor receptor activity; fibroblast growth factor binding; ATP binding. The record is from RefSeq and is a predicted model, not a curated record. Gene Ontology annotation, cellular component: signaling receptor complex; plasma membrane. Gene Ontology annotation, biological process: multicellular organism development; fibroblast growth factor receptor signaling pathway; positive regulation of cell population proliferation.
ACGCGCGCGCACGUAGUGAGCGCACGUAACGCGGUCUUCGUCCACAGCGGCUCUCGCUCGCUCGAUCGCUCUCUCUGCCCGGCGGGUGGAGGAGGAGGUGGUGGUGGUUGGUGGACGGGAGUUCGUCUUGCCGCACGUUCUUUUGUUUUUGUGCCAGCCGUGAAUGAGCGGGAUCGCUGGAGAAGUUGACGAGCGUCAAGCCGGAUCAGAAUCUGCUGGACGCAAUUUUUUUUUUGCUCGAUUUCGACUUCGACAGCGGGAACAGUUUUUUGCGGGGCUUGCAGCGAAAAAAAGAAAACCGGUGACUUUUCGAAAGGGCGAAAAAGUUCGGCAGCUCCUCCGUCAUUCCACCGUUGAAAAGUGAGCAGAAAACGCAUCUCAUCAUCGAGGAUCUUGCGUGGAAGUUGAGCAAUUCUGGUAACGAACCGUCGCAGAGGACACGGGACAACUUUGGUUGUCGGGUACUUAUCGGUGCGUCGUAUACACACACACACACAUAGGCAAACACUCACUUGCUCACGCGCGCACGCACGUACACGUGUGUCCAUUGUAGAGCACGGGGAGAACCCUUGAAGCCAGGGGCGCACCGACCUCAGAGGUUAAGCCCUGCUGGCCACCCGCUAGCUUCCCCCACCCACCUCUCCUCGUGGCUGAAAAGGCUGCUGCAAAUUCCUAGCCCGAGCCAGCAAACACCCUGCGAUUAACUGACCUUUUGUCUGGCUUCGAAGAGAGAAGUCCUGAUUGGAGAAACCUGCCCUCGGGGUUAAGGACUGGACAAUUCAAGACCUCUAAUCUCCGGCUCGCCAUCUCCUCCAACGCAAGGAUUAUUUGAGCCGGGGGUCACCUGGGCUUUCUCUUCCGCUGCGGCUGCAAAGUUGCCUUCCUCUGGGUUCUUCUGCGAGCAGUCAAGAAACUUCCAGUCGGUGGAGGCGUCAGCGGCCGUGCCGGGAGCUCCCGUGGGAUGCGCUGACUCGAUGCCGCCCAAGAUGUCUGUGUUGGGGCCGGGUUCGCUGCUGCUGGGAGCGAUGCUGGCCCUGGUCGUGUCCGCGCGCCCGUCCCCCGUGGAGCAGAGGGGGGCCACGGACGCCAGCACCGACCGGCCGGACGCAGGCCCUCCCUUCUGGACCCACCCUGAGAAGAUGGACAAGCGUCUUCACGCCGUGCCCGCCGCGAACACCGUCAAGUUCCGCUGCCCGGCCGCAGGGAACCCCCCUCCUGUCAUCCGCUGGCUCAAGAACGGCCGGGAAUUCCGCAGCGAGCACCGCAUGGGCGGUAUCAAGCUGAGGCAGCAGCACUGGAGCCUCAUCAUGGAGAGCGUCGUGCCCUCGGAUCGCGGCAACUACACGUGCAUGGUGGAGAACCGCUACGGCUCCAUCAACCACACCUACCAGCUGGACGUCGUGGAGCGCUCGCCGCACCGGCCCAUCCUGCAGGCCGGACUGCCGGCUAACAAGACGGCGGUGAAGGGCAGCGACGUGGAGUUCCACUGCAAAGUGUACAGCGACGCGCAGCCCCACAUCCAGUGGCUCAAGCACGUGGAGGUGAACGGCAGCAAGUUCGGCCCCGACGGCUCGCCCUACGUGCAGGUCCUCAAGACGGCCGGAGUGAACACGACAGACAAAGAGAUCGAGGUGCUGUACUUGUGGAAUGUCACCUUCGAGGAUUCCGGAGAGUACACCUGCUUGGCUGGGAAUUCUAUCGGGUUCGCCUAUCACACUGCUUGGCUAAAUGUCGUGCCAGCCACGGUGAAGGAGCUGAGGGACAGCAGCUCGCUGGACCCCAUGUACACGGAGAUCGGCAUCUACUGCACCGGCGCGCUGCUGCUGUGCCUCAUGCUCGCCGUGAUGCUGCUCUACCGCUGGAGGCACGCGGCCACCAAGAGCCUCCCCGAGCCCAAACUCUGCAAGCUCUCCAAGGGCGUUCCGCUCAAGCAGCAGGUGUCCAUCGACUCGAGCUCGUCGCUGACAUCGCACACGCCGCUCGUGCGCAUCACGCGCUGCUCCUCCAGCGACGGCGGCGGGCUGCCCGGGGUCUCCGAGUACGAGCUGCCCGAGGACCCCCGCUGGGAGUUUCCGCGCGACAGGCUGACUCUGGGAAAGCCCCUGGGCGAAGGCUGCUUCGGACAGGUGGUGAUGGCCGAUGGGCUCGGAGUUGACAAGGAGAAGCCAAACAAGACGGCCACUGUGGCCGUCAAGAUGCUCAAGGACGAUGCCACGGACAAGGAGCUCUCGGAUCUGGUGUCCGAGAUGGAGGUGAUGAAGAUGAUAGGAAAGCACAAAAACAUCAUCAACCUUCUGGGAGCCUGCACCCAGGAUGGUCCCCUGUACGUGAUCGUGGAGUACGCUUCCAAAGGGAACUUGCGGGAGUACCUGCGGGCACGGCGCCCCCCGGGCGUCGGAUACUCGUUCGACCCGAUCGGCUCCAGCGAUCCGAGCGAGCAGCUCACCUUCAAGGACCUCGUGUCGUGCGCGUACCAGGUGGCGCGUGGCAUGGAGUACCUCGCCUCCAAGAAGUGCAUCCACCGCGAUUUGGCGGCACGCAACGUCCUGGUCACCGAGGACAACGUCAUGAAGAUCGCAGACUUCGGUCUGGCCCGCGACGUGCACAACAUCGACUACUACAAGAAGACCACCAACGGUCGACUGCCCGUCAAGUGGAUGGCGCCUGAAGCGCUGUUUGACAGGGUGUACACCCACCAGUGCGACGUAUGGUCGUUUGGAGUUCUUCUGUGGGAGAUCUUCACUCUGGGUGGCUCCCCGUACCCCGGCAUCCCAGUGGAAGAGCUCUUCAAGCUCCUCAAGGAAGGACACCGCAUGGACAAGCCCAGCAACUGCCCCAACGAGCUGUAUAUGAUCAUGCAGAUGUGCUGGGCAGCCUCCCCAUCGCAGAGGCCCACCUUCAAGCAGCUGGUGGCGAGCAUGGACAGGAUCCUCACACUCAGCUCGCAGGAGGAGUACCUGGACCUGUGCGCUCCACUGGAGCAGUACUCCCCCAGCUUCGCGGACUCCAACAGCACGUGCUCCUCCGGGGACGACUCGGUGUUCGGCCACGAGUCCGUUCCGCCCGUGCUCAUCGGCCCUUCGCUUCCGCCCCCGAAACCGGCGCAGCCCGAGGAGGGCUUCACUCAGGAGUUGCCGCUCGCCGAGCCAAACCCGCCGCGCCAGCCGCCCCAGCGGACGUAACUCCGCCAGGCGGGGAGGUGCGCUGGCGGUGCUGCCUGGGUCCGGUUUGGUCGUGCGACCUCGUUUGCCCUGAGUGCCCACGUGCACCAACAUGGGCCCAAAACGCCCCCACUGGGGCUGGUAGAUUCACGAGGGCCCUGUGGACCGUGUGCCACGUUGCCUCCGUGUAGGCCCUGUGUCUCACCCACUCUGAUCCGGUCCUGAUGAAUUGUGUCCAGCAGCUGUAAGCUUAACUGUACUUUCUAACCGAUGAUGGUGAUUUACCCUCGGUUGAACGUUUCAUCUGGAUUUUAUAGACUUAAACCACGCUUCUUACGUUUCGUGUAAAUUUGGAUUUAGAUCUUCUAAAUUGUGCGCGUUUGACAACUUUCCAACAUACUUUCGUAUAAUUGAGUAAUGCUACCUUGAAGCUUAAACGUUAAUACGUAAUACGUACCUUUCUUUAAGCCUAUGAAUUAUUUUUGCUGCUACUGCAGAUGGUGAUAUAUGCUGGUGUAUUGUAUUUUUUUUUGUAAGCAAUCAUGGACGAGGACUGUGGGAGUGCCACUUCUUUUUAAGUUAUGUUGUGAAGACAUUGGCGCCAUUUGAAGAUGCCUCCUACUGCUCGAAACGGUCGCGUCUUGGACUUGAAUGAAGACGACAUUGCAGAUGGGCGUCAAAAGUCACCUCUUCACACUUGAGCGUGGGCUGCCCGUGCCCACUAGGACAAGAGAACGAUACCCGUGAGACCUUGGAGGAAAUGAUGAUGGACCGUGUAUACAAUGGCACCUGCUUUGGGACCGUCUUUCCUCACACAUCGGGAAAUUUUUCUCCCGUCCGAAAAAGAUGUUUGUGUGUGACCUACUGAAAACUGUUGGUACAGCACAUUUUGAAGCUGGGGAUAGCGGAUUUUUUUUUUAAAUGCGGUCUACAUGGUACGAAGCCUUUCAUGUAAAUGUAUAAAUAGUUAUAUGUAUAUUUUAUAAUAUUAUUAAUAAUAUUGAUAAUACUGUAAUAAUAGUAAUUUUGUACUAAACAGUAAUUACAGGUGCAUUUUAGCAUGUAUAUUAAUAAAAAAAAAUAUAUAGAUUAUUUUAAUACAGAGGGCCUGAAAGCCAUUUCUGUUUUUUGUUUUUGUUUUCAGGAGUACAACAACAGAUAAGAAUGUACGUAGUGCUGUAAUGCAUCAGACUGGUCUGGCAGCUCAGAAAGAUGAACGAUAGAAAAACGGUUGUUUAGCCAGUAACACUUAUUCUCUCCUUUAUUCAUUAAAAAAAAAAGAAAAACAUCAGGGGACUUUCUGAAGAAGGAAAACAAAGUUUAAUAUAUGCCAUUGUUUAUAGACAAAACCUUAGAAAGCUACACUUUGCUGUACGGUUUUAUAUAAACGUUGAAAAAAAAUAUUAAGAAUCGACACUAACAGUAUUGUUUUCUUUUACUAAUGUUUAUACUUAUUGUGUAUGUACAUUCCAAGCAUUUCGCAUGCGUCGUAAAAACAAAAGCAAGUUAAAUGUCAUAAGAUUGUGCCUAAGACAGUGGCGGCUCCUCAAUAGGGAUUGCAGUGUUCAGACAAAUCUCCAGUCGCGCCCUCUGCACCCACGACUCAUCAUCUUUUCGCAGGGAGGGUCAUAUAUGAUCAGUAUGUACGUAUGUUUAACUUCUUUCGCACCGCACGUAGCCAACCGUGCCAGUCGGUCAGGUGCGAGGGAAGGACAACAAAACGAAAACACACAGCGGUUCUAACGAAGUGAGUUUUAAAUCGAGAUUUAAAAGCUCACAGCGGCUUCCCAAUAUCUCACUCGAUGUGUCGAUUGAUGUCCAAAGUAAGAAAACCUGGGAGGCACUGGUGCCCCCCCCCCCUUGCCCCACGAGAACCGGUGCACGGCAGCCAAUAGAUUGGCAGCCUUGGGUGGAGGCCCCGCCCAAAACCGUUCUAGCCCCACCCACAACCGUUCUAGCCCCACCCAUAACCGGUCUAGCCCCACCCAUAACCGUUCUAGCCCCACCCAUAACCGUUCCAGCCCCACCCACAAUCGUUCUAGCCCCACCCACAAUCGUUCUAGCCCACCCAUAACCGUUCUAGCCCCACCCAUAACCGUUCUAGCCCCACCCAUAACCGUUCUAGCCCCACCCAUAACCGUUCUAGCCCCACCCAUAACCGUUCUAGCCCCACCCAUAACCGUUCUAUCCCCACCCAUAACCGUUCUAGCCCCACCCAUAACCGUUCUAGCCCCACCCAUAACCGUUCUAGCCCCACCCAUAACCGUUCUAGCCCCACCCAUAACCGUUUUAUCCCCACCCAUAACCGUUCUAGCCCCACCCAUAACCGUUCUAGCCCCACCCAUAACCGUUCUAGCCCCGCCCAUAACCGUUCUAGCCCCACCCAUAACCGUUCUAGCCCCACCCAUAACCGUUCUAGCCCCGCCCAUAACCGUUCUAGCCCCACCCAUAACCGUUCUAGCUUCACCCAUAACCGUUCUAGCCCCACUCAUAGCUCAUCUUUGCACCGCCUCCCCUAAAGACACGUGAUGACAGCGACAGUAAUGGUCAACGGUGGUUAAUGAUGACUGAUGAUUGGCACAUAAAGAGUGAUGAUGGAAAAUUAUGUUGAAUAAAUUGUUGGUAACGAUAGUCGUGAUGAUGGUGGUUAUGAUUAAGAUAAAUGAGGAUUGGGGAUGAGAGGAAAGCAUGAUGGCAUGCUUCCAGGCCCCCAGCCAUUCCCUCUAACUCUGUGUCAAAUGACGAACACCCCCAAAACAUUUGAGCACAAGCCGCCACUGGCCUGACAUCUAAUUUAUUGAUAGUUUUUAAUAAAAUGUUAUAAAUAACAAUUGUGCGCGCGUCUGUUUUUUGUUGUUGUUGUUGAAGGACACACUGAAUAUUGUUUCCGCAACAAAUGUGCGUGCGAUCAGAGCUCCCUGCCACAUUCACCACAUCGGCAUCACCGACUGGACGACGAAGCAUUAGAAAAGCAGCGCCUUAAGGAUGCGAACUUUGCUUAAAAUUAACUUUUCUGCACGUAGCGGUGGGUGACGAUUGCAUCGGCUUGGCGGAUAUUACAUUCUCUGAAAUGAGAUUCACACCCACUCAGUGUUGGAAUCCCACCCG